Messenger RNA from Rhagoletis pomonella (apple maggot), 6012 nucleotides. RefSeq names its product glycogen debranching enzyme. The transcript has 13 exons. Gene Ontology annotation, molecular function: 4-alpha-glucanotransferase activity; amylo-alpha-1,6-glucosidase activity. The record is from RefSeq and is a predicted model, not a curated record. NCBI's taxonomy places the organism in Eukaryota, Metazoa, Arthropoda, Insecta, Diptera, Tephritidae. The coding region runs from base 40 to 5655 and encodes 1871 amino acids. Gene Ontology annotation, biological process: glycogen catabolic process; glycogen biosynthetic process.
GAUUAAGGUGUUCAUAAGCAAAGUGCAGAGAAAGCAAGCAUGGAAGGCUUUCGACGCUUUUUCGUAGACCUUGGACGUCAGCUAAGCGCGCUGUAUCAGGCAAUGUUGAAUUUGCAAUUUAUACACUGGAUCGUCGAUUUCUACUUGAAAUUAACUACUGAUCGUGGUAUUGACGUUGGCGAUGACGCGGGCGUAGACGCCAACGUCAACAAUGUCGUGAACAAUAAUAACAAUAGACAACGUAUCAUUUGGGCCUGCGGUGCUAGUAAGAACGCAGCAGAAGAGUUGUCAGGCUCAGCGACCGAAUCGGAUAAUGGCGGCGGCAGUGAAAAUAGUGCUAGUGAGAGUGAGGGGAGCCAAAGUGCUGCCGAAGCUGUGACGGUGGCGCCUGGCGCCGACACGAAGCGCCAACGAAUUGCAGCCCCCGAUCAAAACAAUUGCGGCCAUGAACAACAAUCGCCCGCCAUACCGGUGACAGAAACAGUUGCGGACGUCGGUCUUGCGGGUGUGUUGAACGCAGCAAAUCCAAGUGCAAAAAUGGGAAAUGUUCAUAUUACUAAUAAAAACAAACAUAAAGCGAACAAAACUAGUGCCAGUGGUGAGGGAUCUAAUUCAAAAAAUUCCCCAACCACCUCACACGAGAGUCAUUGCCAGGACAACAGCAUAAAGCUUUCCGAACACGAAGACGAAGCUGUCGUAGAGAAUUCCAAACCCGAUAUAAUAAUAUCCAGCUGGGAGGGAGACAUUUGCGCUGCAACAAAAAACCACAGCGCACAGCAAGAAGCACAAAAUUGCACACAGGAUUCUAAUUCAGAGCUGAUAAGUUUAAGCUCAACACAGACUGCCGAAAUUCAAUCCAAUUCGGAAGCAGAAGCAGAGCAAAAAUCCAAUUUCACACAAAUCUCUUCGGAACAUUUGAACUUGAAUGAGCAAUUUCCUUUGGAACUAACUUUGGAGCCCGAAGCAGAAAUCGAGGAAAAGACAACCAUAAAAAUCUUACAAAAGCUCAAUUCAGAAACCGUCGAGGCCGAGGAACCGAAAGCCCUUGAAAUGACAAAAACAUCUGACAUACAUAGCGUACCCAUCGCUGAGGGUACGAAUGCCGAGCAUAUCCUCUACAGAAUUAAACGGGGCACCACGUUAAGGGUGCAUGGGGACGCCUCUCUUUUGGGGCGUGAAAUUAUUUUAUACACCAACUACCCGGCUGAGGGUAAAAAGUUUGUUCGCACCGAAUAUCGUAUUCUGGACUGGCACUCGCGUAGCGGAAAGCCAUUCACCACCAACUUGAAUAAAUAUGCUCAUAUUGUGGAUACCGACAUAUUCAGCCAGGUUAAAGUGGAGCUCUCGGGCACCUUCCGAUUCUGGUUUCAGUUCAAGGAGAGCACUCGUCCUGAACCCGACGGCGCGCUUUACGUACAAGUUGAGCCCACCCUUCAAGUCGGACCGCCCGGCGCUCAAAAGAUAAUUCCGCUGAACUCGGUGCGCUGCCAAACGGUUCUGACCAAGUUAUUGGGUCCCAUCAACACCUGGGAGUCGAAGUUACGCGUUGCCAAGGAAUCUGGCUACAAUGUCAUACACUUCACGCCCAUCCAGGAGCUGGGUGGCUCACGUUCGGCCUACUCACUGCGCGAUCAAUUGAAAGUCAACCCGCACUUUGUUGCGAAAAAAGGUGGCACCGUCGGUUUCGAUGACGUGGAGAAGGUGAUCAAGAAGUGUCGUCAAGAGUGGGGCAUUGCCUCUAUUUGUGACAUUGUGCUUAAUCACACUGCCAACGAAUCGGAUUGGGUUCGCGAGCAUCCCGAUGUCACUUACUCAUGCGCUACCAGUUCUUACCUGCGUCCCGCCUUUUUGUUCGACGCUUUGCUUGCCAAGUGUGGUGACGAUAUAGCGGCCGGUAAUUUGGAACACGUGGGCGUACCAGCAGUGAUUGACCGCGAGGAUCACCUACAGGCACUCAAGUACCAGUUGCAUCAUGUUUACUUGCCUAAAGUAAAUAUCCACGAGCUCUUCCAAUGCAAUGUGGUCAAAUACGUGGAGGAAUUCAUGACUCUAGUGCGCACACGUUCGCCCCCCAAACAUGUUGCCGAUGAAUCACGCUUCAAUGAGAUACAACUGAUUACAGACCCACAGUACCGUCGUUUAGGCGCAACCAUUGACUUGAAUUUGGCGUUGGAUAUUUUCAAUGCCUUCCAUGGGGAUUGCUUCGAUGAAGAGUCCCGUUUCCGUAAAUGCGCUGAAACCCUGCGUCACCGCUUGGAGACGCUCAACGAGGAAGUGCGCGCUGAGAUACAAGGCUACCUCGGGUAUGCCAUCGAAAACUGUUUGGCCGGCGUGCGGUAUGAGCGCGUGCAGGAGGAUGGCCCUUUGGUACGCAAAAUUUCCGAGAAGCAGCCGCUUUUUAUGCAAUACUUCACGCAAACCAUGGCCAUUGGCAGAACACUCAAGGAAAUCGAGGAAGGCAUGUAUGGAGACAUGGGCAGAUUCUUCCAAGCGCACAACGGCUGGGUAAUGGGCUACAGUGACCCGUUACGCGACUUUGCUGAGGAACAACCUGGUCGCGGAAAUGUGUACCUGAAGCGCGAGCUGAUUGCAUGGGGCGACAGCGUCAAAUUGCGCUACGGCAAGAAACCGGAAGACAGUCCCUACUUAUGGAAGCACAUGACCGAGUACGUGGUGACCACGGCCAGAAUUUUCGAUGGUGUGCGUUUGGACAACUGUCACUCAACACCGCUUCAUGUUGCCGAAUAUCUGCUGGACGCCGCAAGAGCUAUUAACCAAGACUUGUAUGUGGUCGCUGAGCUAUUCACAAACUCUGAUGCCACCGACAAUGUCUUCGUUAAUCGCUUGGGUAUUACUUCGUUGAUACGUGAGGCCUUAUCAGCCUGGGAUUCCCACGAGGAGGGCCGAUUGGUCUACCGCUAUGGCGGCGAGCCAGUUGGUGCUUUCUAUGUCAAUCCCAAGCGCGAUCUGGCGUCCAGUGUUGCGCAUGCGCUAUUCAUGGACCAAACGCACGAUAAUCCAUCGCCGGUGGAAAAGCGCUCCGUUUACGAUCUAUUGCCCUCAGCAGCAUUGGUAUCAAUGGCUUGUUGCGCUACUGGCAGCAAUCGCGGCUAUGAUGAACUUGUGCCACAUCACAUACACGUCGUUGAUGAGGAGCGACAGUACCAGGAGUGGGGAAAGGGCGUCGACUUUAAAUCGGGCAUAAUUUCCGCAAAGCGCGCCCUUAAUCUUUUGCACGGCCAGCUUGCCGAGGAGGGCUUCAAUCAGGUGUACGUCGACCAAAUGGAUCCAAAUAUUGUCGCUGUGACACGUCAUUCCCCAACCACGCACGAAAGUGUCAUACUCGUUGCACACACCGCCUUCGGCUAUCCGCAUCCCAACGCCGGACCCACCGGGGUACGCUCGCUGCGCUUCGAAGGUACACUCAACGAAAUUAUACUCGAAGCGGAUAUUUCAAUGAAAAGUGACAAGCCAUAUGAUCGGCCGGGACCCUUCAAGAAGGAUCCGAAUUACAUCAAUGGCUUUUCACAAUUCCAGCUAAAUCUGCGCGAACAUAUACCCUUAAACAAGUCGAAAAUUUUCCGUGCUACGCCUCAUGUUGACGGCAACAUCACACAAUUGGAUUUCGAAAACCUCUACCCAGGUUCGGUAGUGGCUGUCAGGGUAUCACUGCACAACCCAACCAAACCGCAUGCCGAAUAUUUGCAAAGAUUAGUCACUUCAUUGCAAUACGAGAGCGGGCCGGUAUAUGACGAGCUGCGUGAAAUUAUUGGCAAGUUGGACUUGGUGGACUUGAACCGCGCUCUCUUCACCUGUGAUGAGGAAGAACGUGACCAUGGCUACGGCGGCGCAGCCUAUGACAUUCCUAACUAUGGUCGCAUAGUUUACUGUGGCCUACAGGGUUUCAUCUCUAUUCUCACGGAAAUUUCACCACGCAAUGAUUUGGGGCAUCCUUUGUGCAAUAAUUUGCGAGAUGGCAAUUGGAUGUUGGAUUAUGUGGCUGACCGCCUGAGCCAUCGUGAGGGCACCACCGCACUUUCGAAGUGGUUGAAGACCAUAUUUGAACCUCUGAAAAAUAUACCACGCUACCUCAUUCCUUGCUACUUCGACGCCAUAGUGAGUGGCGUAUAUGAAGCUCUGGUGGGACGCGCCUAUCAAGUGAUGCCAGAAUUCAUUCGAGACGGCCACAACUUUCCACAAACACUGGCUUUGGCAACGCUACAAUUCUUAUCUGCCUGCAAGUCUGCUAACUUGCCGCCACCUAGCCCGGCUGUAACACCUCAACCGCCGGAGAUAUGCGUGACCCUCUCAGCAGGUCUGCCGCACUUUUCCACCGGCUACAUGCGUUGCUGGGGCCGUGACACCUUCAUUGCCUUGCGUGGCAUAAUGUACCUGACUGGUCGUUUCCAAGAAGCGCGCUACAUAAUACUCGGGUUUGGCCAAUGUCUCCGACAUGGUCUCAUCCCUAAUUUGUUAGACAAUGGCACGAAGCCGCGCUUUAACUGCCGCGAUGCCGUCUGGUGGUGGUUGAACUCCAUCAAACAAUAUGUCAAUGAAGUCCCACACGGCCGGGAUAUUCUCAAUGACAUGGUUUCGCGCAUUUUCCCCUAUGAUGACAGUGAACCGCAUGCGCGUGGUAAAUUCGAUCAGAAGCUCAUCGAUGUGAUGCAAGAAGCACUGCAGGUGCACUUCCAAGGUCUGCAAUAUCGCGAACGCAAUGCGGGCUAUGAGAUUGACGCGCACAUGACGGACCAAGGUUUUAACAACAACAUUGGUGUGCAUCCGGAGACGGGCUUCGUGUUCGGAGGCAACAUUGCUAACUGCGGCACAUGGAUGGACAAGAUGGGUUCGUCGGAGAAGGCUGGUAAUCGUGGUCGGCCUGCCACGCCACGCGACGGCUCCGCUGUCGAAUUAGUGGGGCUUCAGAUGUCAGUGUUGCGUUUUAUGCAGGCGCUUAGCGAAAAGGGUGUAAUCGAGUACAAAUCCGUGGACCGCAAAGGGCCCAAUGGUGAGAAAACCACUUGGAGCUACAAACAAUGGGCUGAUCGCAUUCAAAACAAUUUCGAGCGAUGUUUCUUUGUGCAGGAAACGGAGACGGCAAUGAUGGCGAACAAGAAAAAUAUUUACAAGGAUUCGUAUGGCGCCUCGCAAGCUUGGACCGACUAUCAGUUGCGUUGCAACUUCCCCAUAACUAUGGUUGUGGCACCGGAACUUUUCAAUGCACAAAACGCUUGGAAAGCGCUGGAGCAAGCACGCCAGCAUCUUCUCGGUCCACUUGGUAUGAAAACGCUCGAUCCGGAUGAUUGGAAUUAUCGCGCAAAUUACGACAACUCAAAUGACGCUGAUGACUGUACGGUGGCGCAUGGAUUCAAUUAUCAUCAGGGCCCGGAAUGGGUAUGGCCCAUAGGGUUCUACUUGCGCGCACGCCUGAUAUUUGCUAAGAAAUGCGGUUAUUUGGAUGCAACAAUCGCAGAGACUUGGUCAAUUUUGCGGUCUCAUUUCAAAGAGCUGCACACGUCCCAUUGGCGCGGACUGCCCGAACUCACUAACGAUAAUGGCGCUUACUGUCACGACUCUUGUCGCACACAAGCGUGGAGUGUGGCCACCGUAUUGGAGGUAUUACAUGAAUUGCACGCAAUUGGCGGAGAUGUUUGAAAUUAGUAGCCCGCGUUGCUGGCUUAAGACAAAUAGAUGCUCCAAGAGGAAGCCAUUAGAACAAAUAGACACAUACACGGUGUUAUUGAAAGAUCCUAAAGAUCCCCCUACUUCUUACUUGUUGGACACUUCGUGCGUUCGUUAGAUUGUUAAUCUAUUACAUUUUGUAUUAAACUAUUGAGAUGUGUACCAAAUGUUGUUGGCAAUUUUAAUUCAUAAAUACAUAUACCAAUUUUUUUGUAUUUCAUAGUUUGUUAGAAAGUGUCAUUGCAAGACACUCCUUUCGAUCACCCAGUUGGUAGUAGAUGAAUAAUUGCUAGAUCGUGCAAGCUUAAAUAAAAUUACUAACUUAAAAAA